This is a messenger RNA of Pogona vitticeps (central bearded dragon), 813 nucleotides long. It is a transcript of the gene RPL10, whose product is annotated as ribosomal protein L10. NCBI's taxonomy places the organism in Eukaryota, Metazoa, Chordata, Lepidosauria, Squamata, Agamidae. Gene Ontology annotation, molecular function: structural constituent of ribosome. The record is from RefSeq and is a predicted model, not a curated record. Gene Ontology annotation, cellular component: ribosome. Gene Ontology annotation, biological process: translation.
CACUGGGGCCCGAGCUUUUCCCCUGUGUUAUUUUUUCGUACCAGUAACCGACUCUUUACGCUCCCUUCUCUUUCAGACCCGCAACCAUGGGCCGCCGCCCCGCGCGUUGCUAUCGAUACUGUAAAAACAAGCCUUACCCCAAGUCCCGCUUCUGCAGGGGCGUUCCUGAUCCCAAGAUCAGGAUUUUUGAUCUGGGCAGAAAGAAGGCUAAGGUUGAUGAAUUCCCACUGUGUGGACACAUGGUAUCUGAUGAAUAUGAGCAGCUGUCAUCUGAAGCUCUGGAGGCUGCCCGUAUCUGCGCCAACAAGUACAUGGUGAAAAGUUGCGGCAAAGAUGGCUUUCACAUCCGUGUACGCUUGCAUCCUUUCCAUGUUAUUCGUAUCAACAAGAUGUUAUCAUGUGCUGGAGCUGAUAGGCUCCAGACUGGGAUGCGAGGAGCCUUUGGUAAGCCUCAGGGCACUGUGGCCCGUGUCCACAUUGGGCAGGUCAUCAUGUCCAUUCGUACCAAAGUGCAGAACAAGGAGCAUGUAAUUGAAGCGCUGCGCAGAGCCAAAUUCAAGUUCCCUGGUCGCCAGAAGAUCCACAUUUCCAAGAAAUGGGGCUUCACCAAAUUCAACGCCGACAAAUUUGAGGAAAUGGUGGCUGAGAAGCGCCUCAUUCCGGACGGCUGUGGUGUUAAAUACAUCCCCAACAGGGGCCCUCUGGACAAGUGGCGGGCCCUUCAUGCUGCAUGAGUGCCUGAUCAGUCUGUGGGCUGCUUUGUUCAGUUUUAUGUUUGAAGGAAGAGUCAUGAGAAUAAACAGAUCUGUCUAA